AUGUCGUCCUUUCGCGUGCCCGGCUCGUCAGAGCCUGUGCGAGAAGACUCAGAUAGCCAUGCCUCGUCGAGAACCUCCGCGGCCGAUCCGUCCCUUUCGGCUGUUCCGCAGCAUCCACACAGCAGCGGAAGACCCGCCGUCGACCCUCCCGCCGCAGCUUCAUCCCCACGCCACGAACUGGCUUCGGUCAAGCAUCCGGUCAUCCCUCGACAAAGCCAACGCGCCACCAACGGUACUGAUGACACGCUCGAAUCCGACACAAAGCGAAAGUCGAUCGGUUCCAAACUCCUCUCCAAGUUCAGGCAUCAUUCCUCGGAUGACAAGCACGAGCACAUCCCCUCCUCUGCUCCCCGAUCCCAAGUCGCCAGCGGCUCUCAGACGCCCAGCCGCUCUCCGUGGGCCUCUGAAACCAAGAAACCAUUCCGACCAGAGAACCUGGAGCAGGCUCUAGCCCUUGAACAGCAUCGUCGCUCCAAGUCAAAGCAGGCCUCCUUCGGCAGCAUUGACGGGAUCCGACAGCGCAAAAUCUUCGGGUCGCGCAAAUCGAAAGUGCCGCUUCAGGACUCGGAUAUCGAGAGCCACGAUGAGCAUUCCGAGUCGGAGGCAGCUCCGCACUAUCUGUCCUCUCAGCCAGCCAACCUUGACCUCGUGAGAAGCGACGCAACCCGUCAUUUUCCUGGUGGCCUCUACGACGUCAGUCGCGACACUCCGCCCGAGGAUCCGCGGCGCUCUCAGGCAACCUCCGCACCACUGCACGCACCCACAUCCCUUGAGGAUCCGGAUCUCGACGUCUUCGCCCCCGUAGGAGAUGGAGGAGACGGACACGACGAUCUCUUCUUGGCGGACCACCACCAGGACUACGACUCGGACGGUUCAGACGACACCAUUGCGCAUCUCAUCCGCGAGGCCGACGGCUACGACAGUCUCCGCUUCAAUACCAAAGGCGAAGUCGCAGCAGGUCUCGACUACGACUUGCUCCAUGCCGCUCGCGAGAAAGAACGCUCGCUCAGCGAAAACAAGGACGCGCAAAGCGGCUUUAGUGCCUACAGCGGUGGCGCCUCCAAAGCGCUCAGCCAACCUUUGCUCGAGCUCGAGGACAUCGAGCUCGAGACUUUCCUGCAAAACUUCGCACGACACACCCGCGAGGUUACCGUUACACGCCCUUCCGGAAACCAAAAGUACAGGAUGCCAAAGUGGUCAGACUUUCGAGUCUCUCCCAACGACGAGAGCGCAGCAGUGCCGGACAGAAAGCGUCCCUCCAUGCUCACGCGCGUCGAUCGUGGUCUGCACCAUCUCUCGGAGAGUCUCGAGGCAUCGUCCAUCGCCAAAGCGGGCGCAAAGCUGACAGGGGAAGGCCGAACACCAUCGGGCACAGGCUCCGUGCCGCGAUCUCGGUCGGCAGAUGACGACCUCGACACCGCCUUACAUUCCCAACCAAGCCACACUUCUUCGCCGAAUAAGAAAAAGGACAAGUCGAAGAAGCUCAAUAAGCAGCACUCCUCCAAAGGCAAGGCGUCCAGUGCCUACACGGUGGAUGAGGAGGAGGAUGAAGACUGGGAUCUUGUCGUGCCGUCUUCCGGCGACGACGCACGACACGCCAUGUCUCUACGCGACGAAUUGCGAGUCAAUGCCGAAGACGAGGGCGUCGAUGGCGUCGCCUUCUGCAUCGCCUACAUCCUCGCGCUCGUCGAAAAGCUCGCUCCCGAGGAGAUCGACCAUCACCCCGACCGAGGCUACCGCGAAGGCCUCAUUCGCUCGCAUCUCGAGCGUCUCUACACCAUCGCGCCCUUCUGGGAGAACCUCGCCUUCCGCUUACGUCGACUCUACCGAUGGGAGGAUCCCAAAACUACCGCAGCCGCAGCCAUGAUUUACUUCGUCUUGUGGUACACCAACAUGAUCCCGACAGCCUUCAUCCUGACGAUCAUGUUCUACAUUAUGCGCUUCAAGUACUUUCCGCCCUCGGAAAGCUACCUCCACGAGAAGGUCAUGAUGCGCAUGGCUCGAGGCAAAGCAGCCAACACGUUGUCAGAGAAGCUGCGACGACGCAGCCGACUCGACAUCCUCAACAUCUACAAGAGAUGGAUCGUCACCUUUGGUGCGCCCACGCAGGAGGCCAUGGGCCUCGUGGCCGACUUUCACGAAAAGGUCAAGAACCUCAUCCUCUGGCGUAACUCGGCGGCGACGCGAAGGACGCUCAUCCUCUUCGGCGUUCUCAACCUCUUUGUGACCUUUGCACCGUCGCAGUACGUGUCCAAGGCCAUCUUCUUUUUCCUCGGCAUCACGUUCUUCUGCCUUCUGCCGCUGCAGAGCUACUUUCCCUCUCAUCGCAAGGCCCUCUCGCCGCUCUGGUGGGCUACAUUUGGCGCUCCGACGGAUGCGCAGUUCGCGGUCCAGCUGCUGCGCAAGCGUCACCUUGACAUUGACCGAUUCGCAGGUCAGCUCAGCACGGCCGAAGAUGUGCGGCGCGCCGUGCGUUCUCCCGGCGCCUCGAAGCUCAAGCCACGGCCUGAUCGCCGCGAGGAGGGCAUCGCGUAUGGCGACAUUGAGGAUCCUUCGCGCGCCAGCUUUGACUAUGUCGAGACGACCAAGGAUGCGACGCUCAAGCCGCGCAAGCUCGGCAGCUUCUUCUGCCAGUACAAGGGCUUGCCCGGCCGGCUGCACGUCAACACCAAGUAUCUCUACUUCACGCCGCUGCACUCGCCCUCGCUCAAGCGAGGUCGCACGCCUGUCGUGGCGAUCGAGUCGCUCAUCAAGACCAAGAGCAUCCGCCUCAUGGUGUGGAGCUCUUUGGGACUCAAGAUCGUGCGCAACAACGGCAAGGCGCCGCUGCUUCUCGCCAACGUCCAGCAUCGCGACGAGGCAUUCAAUCUGAUCCUCGCCGUCUCUACUAAUGCUGGUGCGAAACAAGCCGAUGUGGAGAAUUUGGCCGAAGAGUGGACCGUGCGAUUCAGGGUUUCAUUGCUGACCACCAUCAGCAGACAAUUCCUGUCGAGCCGGCGACUCGAGCGAGAUACAGAGAUGCAAGACCAAGUAGAUCGGCUGGUCAGCAAUCUGCUCGAGCAAGUCAAGAGGCUCGAGGGGGGACGGCGAGUUCUGGUGGGGAUAUCUGGCAUUCCGGGAUCGGGAAAGUCGCUUCUUGCCGUCAAUCUGGUCAGAGCUCUCAAUUCUGCGUGGCAAUCACGCCUAGAGGUGGCCUCGGGUGAGGAUGUGGCGAUCUGCGUAGGCAUGGAUGGGUGGCACUAUCCUCGUUCGGUGCUGUCCACCUUCCCUAACGCUCAAGAGGCUUUCGAUCGACGCGGUGCCGAGUGGACAUUCGACGCCAAGCGCUUUGCAGACUUUGUCGUGACGGUCAAGAGCACCGCUUCGACCCCGCUGUACGCGCCUUCGUUCGACCAUGCCAAGAAGGAUCCGUUGGAAGACGACGUGGCCGUGCUGCCCAGCCAUCGCGUCGUAGUGUUCGAAGGACUGUAUUGCAACUGCGAUGUGGGCGAAUGGAAGCGCGCAGCAGAGCAGUUUGAUGUCAGGCUCGUGUUCGAGAUCUCCAAACAGGACGCAAAGACACGUCUGAUCACAAGACACGUCGCCACCGGCGUAGCCAAGGACACGGAAGAGGCGAUCUGGAGAGCGGACAACAACGAUCUGCCCAACGGCGAUUGGCUCAUGUCGCAUUUGCUGGCGCCAUACACGGUGGUGACGAGCAUCGAUGAUCCAUCCUGGCGAUGA
Messenger RNA from Moesziomyces antarcticus, 3723 nucleotides. Its product is annotated as p-loop containing nucleoside triphosphate hydrolase protein. The coding region runs from base 1 to 3723 and encodes 1240 amino acids. The transcript is spliced from 5 exons. The record is from RefSeq and is a predicted model, not a curated record. Lineage: Eukaryota; Fungi; Basidiomycota; Ustilaginomycetes; Ustilaginales; Ustilaginaceae. Gene Ontology annotation, biological process: negative regulation of toll-like receptor 9 signaling pathway; apoptotic process.